GGGAAGGCAGGGGUGCUCUGCUGUCCUCUGCUGUUGGCUGGUGCUCAGAGAAGCGCUCGUGCUGCAGUUCCUACAAGACCCAAUCAAACGGAACGCUAAGCACGGCACAAACAGGACGAUGGGGGAGCGCAGCGCGAGCAAAUUGCGGAUUAUUGGGUCGGUAUUUGUCAGCCUAUAUUAAAAACAGGUGAAACGAAAGAGAGGGAUGAUGAAGAUGAUGAAGAUGAUGAAGAAGACGAUACGCCAGGGAUCGAGCGCGAGACCGUUGAUCGCUCUCCUCAGAUGCUGAUGAUGGUCGCGCGACCUGCGUGAUUUCCUCCCGCUGGAGCUUCCUGGUUCCUUUGCAUCACCUUAUCUGAGUCCCAGCCAACCUGACAGAAUGAUUGAAGAGGGGAGUAAAAGCAGCAAGUCCAUGGUGGAGAAGAGACAGCUCUUCAUGGAGAUGAGGGCACAAAACUUUGAUGUUAUUCGCCUCUCAACGUAUAGGACGGCAUGUAAGCUACGAUUUGUUCAGAAACGAUGCAACCUUCAUCUAGUGGACGUGUGGAACAUGAUCGAAGCUUUCCGUGACAAUGGGCUGAGCACGUUAGACCACAACGCGGAGAUUAAUGUGUCACGUCUGGAGACCAUUUUGUCUUCCAUCUUCUACCAGCUCAACAAGCGGCUGCCCACCACCCACCAGAUAAACGUGGACCAGUCCAUCGGCUUGCUGCUAAACUUCAUCGUGGCCACUUAUGACAGUGAAGGCCAUGGGAAGCUCACAGUGUUUGCUAUGAAGGCAAUGCUAGCUACGAUGUGUGGCGGUAAAAUACUGGACAAAUUACGUUACAUAUUUUCCCAGAUAUCAGACUCAAAUGGGGUGAUGGCCUUUGCCAAAUUUGACCAGUUCCUGAGGGAAGUGUUGAAGCUCCCCACGGCGGUGUUCGAGGGGCCGUCCUUUGGCUACACCGAGCACUAUACGAGAACAUGCUUUCCUCAGCAGAAGAAGAUCUUGCUGAAUACGUUUUUGGAUGUGUUGAUGGCUGAUCCACCCCCGCAGUGCCUCGUAUGGCUACCUCUCAUGCACCGACUUGCUAAUGUAGAGAAUGUCUUCCAUCCAGUGGAGUGCUCGUAUUGCCGGAGCGAGAGCAUGAUGGGUUUCCGCUACCGCUGCCAGCAGUGCCACGGCUACCAGCUUUGUCAGAGCUGCUUCUGGCGGGGUCAUGCCAGCGGCCCCCACAGCAACCAGCACCAGAUGAAGGAGCACUCCUCAUGGAAGUCUCCUGCAAAGAAGCUCAGCCAUGCCAUCAGUAAAUCCCUGGGCUGCAUGCCGAUGGGAGAGCCGCCUCACCCUGUGUUCCCAGAGGCAGCGGAAAGACCUCAGGACCUCGCACACACCACUCAGCUGAGGCCAGUGGCCAACGCCAUGAACGAUACCGUUCUCAUUUCCUCCGGGGCGCCCACACCUUCGAAAAGCACCCUUGAGAGUCCCAGCAGACUGGAUGAAGAGCAUCGUCUGAUCGCGCGCUACGCUGCUCGUCUGGCAGCAGAGGCCAGCAACUCCACUCAAUGCCCUCCAUCUGAUCUGAGUUUCAACUUUGAUGCUAAUAAGCAACAGAGGCAGCUCAUCGCAGAACUAGAGAAUAAAAACAGGGAGAUACUGCAGGAAAUUCAGCGUCUGCGUCUGGAACAUGAACAGGCUUCUCAACCCACUCCAGAGAAAGCCCAGCAGAACCCCACUCUACUGGCAGAGCUACGACUGCUGCGGCACAGAAAAGACGAGUUGGAGAGGCGCAUGUCGGCCCUUCAGGAGAGCAGGAGGGAACUGAUGGUCCAGCUGGAAGGUCUCAUGAGGCUGCUGAAGGAUGAAGAGCAGAAACAGGCAACGGGGAGUUCGCCCCACUCAUCUCCCAGCCACAGUGCCAGCUGCACCAUGCCUAUGCCCAUCCGCUCCACCUCAGCCGGCUCGACCCCCACACACACGCCCCAGGACUGCCUGGCAGGGGUCGGAGAUGACGUGCUGGAUGCCUUCUCUCAGGGUGUACCAAGAAAUCUCCGUAAUGAUCUUUUAGUGGCUGCAGACUCCAUCACAAACACUAUGUCGUCACUUGUGAAAGAACUUCACUCAGUGGAUGACGGUUUGGAGGAAGAAGAGUGUAACAUGCGAAAUGGAAGAGAGAAGGCUGAGUCAGAGUAAAAGAAUAUAGAAUAUUUCAUUGUCAUCGCUGAAGCAUUCUGGGAAAAGGCACUUCACCCCUUCAUUCUAAGCCCCAGGAAACAACCAGCGGCAUUAAAAGCUCUCUGGCAUUCGAACAUAGACAAAUGCAUGCUCUUCCCCAACUGGGUUUCACUGUGUGAAACAAACUCUUCAUCACACCUUGCAUAGAGCAAGUUGUAUUUAUUAGAAAGUAUAUAAAUAUAAAUAUAUAUAUAAAUCUAGCUCUAUGUCGAUCUGUAUAAAUCCAUUGUUAUCAAAUUACCCAUGAGAAUGGCUUGUUUGUGCUUUCUUAAAAAACCUUUAUGACUUUGUGAUUACUACUCUCUGAAACGAACGCACUGUGCAUCUUCAUGACGUCACUCAAAUGGAUCUAUGCUGUAGCUAUUUUUCCAGAUGUUCCCCACACAGGAAGCUUUUUUGUAAAACUGGUGAUGAUUUUUUUGUGUUUUAAUGCAUGGAGUGGCUCUACUGGAUAGAUGGAGAUGGCUUGUGUUUGCUCUGCAUGUGACAUUUAUUCUGACCGACUCGAGUGAUGCCUGCUCCGUCGCUCCUUGUAGUCUUCUGAACAUCAAUCUGCUGCUUCACACGCAUCCGAACCACCAUAUAUCAGGGACGUCUCGUAGAGCUCGCUGUUUGUCUGGGAUUUCCGCUACUGUGUUAAGUUUAGCCUGUCGUUGUGGCCGUUGUUUCAGCGCUUCGGUAUUGCCUCUUAGUUUGGAAUAUCGCACAUGUAUCUCUCUGUAUUUUUGGAGCGCAUAAACGGACUUUAAUGGAAUACGGAUGUAUGUUCCGUACAUCCAUAAACCAGCUUAGCCAGCCAUCUUUGAGUGCACACGUCUCUGUAAACGUUACUUCAAAAGCUUUAUUGAGUUCAGUUAUUGAGUGUACUCGUGUAAAAUAAAUGAAACCAGUGCUCAGGGACUGUUGAGAGAGGAACGUGGUAGCAACGCUUGUGAACAAAUGGCUGGAAUUUACUUUGACACCACAAAGGUCAAAUGUCAAAGAUUAGCACAGGUCAUAAAAUCUUUAUGGAGUGUGGAAAGCAUAAUCGUUGUAUGGAAACCCAUCUCAGCCACAUAAAAAAAAAAAGCUUUGGUAAUUCGUAAUUAUGACAUCAAAAUUUUAAAUGAUGACAUACUAAGUCAUAAUUAUAAGAUAAAAAGUCAAAACUAUGCAAUAAAUAGUCAAAAUUAUAACUAUUUUACAAAAUUAUAACAUAAUUAUAGUCAUAAUUAUGACAAAAAGUUGAAACUAUGAGGUUAGAAAAAAAGUUUAAAUUAUGAGUUAUAAUUGACAAUUCAACACUGAGAUAAAAAAAUCUUGUCAUUAAAUCAUGCCAUAAAAGCAUAAAAAAUUAUUCUAACAUAAAAAUUAUAACUGUUACAUAAGAAGAUUCAAAAGUUUGUCAUAAAAUUUGGAAGUAUGACAUACUAAGUCACAAAAGAUAAAGAUAAAAAAGAUUGAAUUCACAAUUGUCAAAAUUUGAAAUUAUAAUAUAUUAUAAUUAUGACAAGUCAAAACUGAGAUAAAAAAGCAUAAUUGUCAUAAAAGCAUAAAAAUUAUAAAGGCAAAAAAGCACAAAAAAAUCGGACAUUAAACACAACUAUGACAUAAAAAGUUCUAAGUCAUAAAAGAUUGAAAAAAAUCUGAAUUAUAACAAAAUGAACAUACCAAAUCAUAGUUAAGAGAUAAAAGUCAAAAUAAUUACAAAAAGUUAAAACUGAGAUAAAAUGGUCAAAAUUAUGACAUACUAAGUGAUAAAUAUAAAAUCACAAGUCGAAAGUAUGAGAUAAAAAUCCUUGUUAUGUGACUUGAAACUGACAAAGUCUAAAUUGAAAUAUUGUCAUAAUUAAGAGAUAAAUGUUACAGUUAUGACAGCCAAAAUUAUGAGAAAAAGAUAUUACUGACAAAUGUUUGAAUUUUUUUCUCAAAAUUUCAGCUUUUUGAAUUAUUUUGAAUUAUCUCAUAAUUAUGACUUUAUUUAUUUUGGCUUUUAAUGUUAUAAUUAUGAUUAACAAAAGCAUAUUUUUUCUUUCUUAUGUGACAGAAAUGGCUUCCAUGGUGUGUUAGGAAGAAGACAUGCUUUAUGCUCGUGAGGAAGAGAGUUUGACUUACUGUACUUGAAUCAGAAGGAAUUCAGGUUCAAUAAUUACAUUAACCUAAUUAUUAUAAGUAUGUAAUUGUGUUAUACUUGUGAUUUGUUCUUCGUUAGUUUGGUUUCAAAUAAGAAAUAAUUACCACUAUUUAAAAAAAGAAAAAAAAAGUUUUGUUAAUGACUGCUAACAUUUGAAUGUUAAAUUAGAUAAAUCCAUUGAGCAACAGCUUAAAGUGAGUUUUGGUGUGGAAUAUUAAGAUUCUUUGACAUUUAUGAGGGUCAUUAGAUGAAAUGAUUCAUUCACUGUUUAUUACUUUUCUAAAAUGCUCGUAAUUCUGUAUAAGGGAUUCUUUUAAAUGGCUAAUAUGAACAGUGAGGUCUCACUUACACUGGAAGAAGUGUCGCUUUUGUUAUAGUGAGUGCAAUCAUAUAUAUUUGCGUUUUGAAAUCAGAUUUUAAAUAUCAUAAUGCUUGCUCUGUGUUUCAAAGAAAGGAAUAUGCAGUGUCGUCGGGAAUUUAUUGUUAUUGUUUAAGCUUUGACGAGAACGUUCGAAAUACUCUCAGAGGGCAAUUUUGAAACUUUGAUUAUGUUCCAACAUUUGCUACAAAUAUGAAUGCAAUCUUCUGAUGUAGGUGUGUGCCUAGAUGUACUAUAUAAAGUGUUGUAUAAAAUAAAACAUUCUGCAUAUGUGCAAGUCAGCCUUUAGAUAGGAGUUUUAUUAUGUGACUUAGUCGGAAUGCAGUCAUUAUUUAUCUGUGAUCUUUGAAAAAAUAUAUAUAUUGUUCUGCCUUUAAAAGUUGUGCCAAACUGUUUGCCAACCUGUAGUGCGUCCUUUAGGUAUUUGUUUUGUGUAUUUGUGCGUGUUAAAACACAAUUUAUUGAUUAUGAAUUUACCGAAGCAGUCCACCGAGAGGGUAACUAAUAACAGGAUGCUUUAGAUGGUUGAAACGCAAUACAGUUUAGGCGGAAGGAACCCUGCUUGAAAUCAAUUGCAAGCAUCAUUGCGAAUUUAUAUGUUACAGAUGGGCCUCCGACGGAGGACCCUCAUAUGUUAUCAAAGUUAGACGAAACAUAGUUCAAAAACAAAAUUCGCAACAUCAGGUUUUCAUUUCUUUGGCAAAACGUUAUUUUAUUGUGUUUUAAAAUUCCAAACUGUCAGUUGAAGCUACAAACACUGUUUUAUUAUUUCAUUUGGUGGUUUUGCUGCUGUAUACAAUCUUUGAUUGCACUGGUUUACGUCCAUAUUUGUGUUAACGUCACCCCUAUGUCUUUUUGUAUACUAUUAAAGUGUAAAAUAUAUGAAAAAAAAAAAACUUGUGUGUGUCCACAGAAUAAGAUAUCAUAGUUUCAUCAAGGGGAUCCUGUGAUGGCAGGGCCACCCAUAAAAAUGUAAAUGUGAAUUUAAGCAAGCGCCCUGAUUGAGUUACAAAAUCAGCGUAUGAGUUAUUUUCCCGUUAUGCCGUGGACAACCAUGAAAACUGUACCUUUCCUAACUCCUUAAUCUCAUGUCAUUCCAAGUCAACAUGACUUGCUGUGUUUAUAGUGCACUUGUCACUUGUAUAGUGUGCAAAAAAGAUGCAAUUAAAGCAGUUUUUAACCCAAUAUGAAAAAAUGACAAACAUAAGACAUUUUAAAGGGACAGCCGCACACAAAAAUGAAAAUUCUGUCAUCAUUUACUCACUUUCAAGUUGUUCCAAACCUGAAUGAGUUUCUUUCUUCUGUUGGACACAAAAAAAUUAUAUUUUUAAAAAUGUUUUAACCAAACAGUUGACAGCAGCCAUUGACUUCCAUGGCAAUGACUACUUUUAUUUAUUUUUAAGAAAUAAAUUAAUAUAGGUCUGAAAUAACUUGAGAGUGAGUAAAUGAUGACAGGAAUUACAUUUUUGGGUGAACUAUCCGUUAAACUCUCAUGUUUGCCAUGUUUUCAUAUUGGGUGAACUAUAUGUCAUCUAGUAUGGUUGAGUUCACUCAGGUUUACUGAAAAUAAACGUCCUGAAAUUUCAA
Messenger RNA from Carassius gibelio (silver crucian carp), 6297 nucleotides. Its product is annotated as dystrobrevin beta. Lineage: Eukaryota; Metazoa; Chordata; Actinopteri; Cypriniformes; Cyprinidae. Gene Ontology annotation, biological process: synaptic signaling. Gene Ontology annotation, molecular function: zinc ion binding. The record is from RefSeq and is a predicted model, not a curated record. The coding region runs from base 380 to 2176 and encodes 598 amino acids. The transcript has 21 exons. Gene Ontology annotation, cellular component: synapse; plasma membrane.